Messenger RNA from Lotus japonicus, 1374 nucleotides. RefSeq names its product protein FAR1-RELATED SEQUENCE 7-like. The record is from RefSeq and is a predicted model, not a curated record. Gene Ontology annotation, molecular function: zinc ion binding. The coding region runs from base 1 to 1374 and encodes 457 amino acids. The transcript has a single exon. Gene Ontology annotation, biological process: regulation of DNA-templated transcription. Lineage: Eukaryota; Viridiplantae; Streptophyta; Magnoliopsida; Fabales; Fabaceae.
AUGAGCCAAAUUGAUUACAAGGCAUUUGGUGAUGUGGUUGCUUUUGAUGCCACGUACGGUAAAAACAAGUAUAGGUGUCCUCUGGUGUUUUUUUGCCGCGUUAAUCAUCAUCAACAAAUCAUUGUGUUUGCUUCUGCAAUUGUUGGGGAUGAAAAGGAACCUGCGUAUGUUUGGUUACUCCAAAGACUAAUGGAAGUUAUGAAAGACAAGGCACCUACGUCAGUCAUCACAGAUGGAGAUAUUCCAAUGAAGAAAGCAAUAAAGCUUGUGCUACCUCAAUCCCAUCACAGGCUUUGUGCUUGGCAUUUGAGUCGGAAUGCAACCUCAAACUUGCAUAAUCUUGAAUUUACAGCUGCAUUCAACCAUUGCAUGCUUGCUGGGUAUUAUGACAUAGGGACAUGGAAAAAAAAAUGGACAGAGAUGGUGGAUAAGUUUGAGUUGCAUGAUAAUGGAUGGGUUCAGGAAAUGUAUGAAAAAAGGAGGAUGUGGGCUGCAUCGCAUAUGCGUGGCAACUUUUUUGCUGGAUUUCGCACAACAUCCCGCUGUGAGGGUCUUCAUUCCAAAAUUGGGAAGUUUGUUAAUUCAAGGUGUAAUAUAACAGAGCUGAUCCAACACUUAUGCAGGUUGAUGAAUCAUAUUAGGUAUAAAGAAAUUGAGGCUGACUUUAAUUCAUCUUAUGGUGAGGCUGUGUUGGAGACUAAAUUCCAAAAUCUUGAGAGGUCUGGUGCCAAUGUCUUUACAAGGGAGAUAUUCUCCAUGUAUCAUGCUGCACUACAUAGGUCAGGAGAUUCCAUUGUUGUAGGCUACAAAGAAGCAUCCAGCCAGUAUAUAUUUUUGGUUUCAAAAUAUCGUGGUUCCGGACGUGAGUGGCAUGUCUCAUUUCAGCCGUCAACAUUUUUUUUCCAAUGUGCUUGCAAAAGGAUGGAAUCCAUGGGUCUUCCUUGUCACCAUGUACUUGCAGUCCUUGUUUAUCUUGAUGUCUGUGAAUUGCCAAAAUGUCUAGUCCUGCAGAGAUGGACAAAGUUUGCAAAGGAUGAUGUGGACAAGAAUGCAAUGUUAGGAUCAAAACACUUGGAUUCCUUCUUGAUUAGUAGGUAUGGUGCCUUGAUGAGUCAAUACAGGGAAUUAGCCUCAUUUGCCUGUCGUAGGUUUGAAGAUUUUCGUAAUGAAAGAGAUCGAGCGACAAAAGCUGUGCAAGAAUUGAAGUCAAGGGCAAUCAAGGACUGUGAUGAAGAAGUUGAUGAUUUGGGUAAUUCCUUUAUUGGCCUUAAAGAUCCUAAUGUUGUUAGGACUAAAGGUACUGGUUGUCCAGGUUCGUCAAGUGCAGCUGGCAAAAACAAAGGCAACAAGAGGAAAGGGAGUAGGAAGUGCUAA